This is a messenger RNA of Trematosphaeria pertusa, 1879 nucleotides long. RefSeq lists its product as uncharacterized. The transcript has 4 exons. The coding region runs from base 182 to 1726 and encodes 514 amino acids. The record is from RefSeq and is a predicted model, not a curated record. Lineage: Eukaryota; Fungi; Ascomycota; Dothideomycetes; Pleosporales; Trematosphaeriaceae.
CCAUGUCUGUAUCGCUAAGCGCCUCUCUAUACUGUUAACGAGCGGCUUCAGCCACCAUGCAGCUGUGCACAUCCAGCCUUGAGCCGAGCGCUCGCCGCCUAAUCUCAUCUCAGCCUCGACAGACUGCCUCGAUCCUCUUUGGAUCACCUUAUCGCGACAGACAUAUACCGUGUCUUUAACAAUGGCGCCCCAAACACCCGGUACCUGCGGGAUGUCCGCGUGUACUGGACCCAGAAGAAGGGUCUGGUACUGUGUGGGUUGCUCAUGCUGGCUGUGUGAGAAUUGCUGGCCUGCUUAUCCUCCCCACAGCGGCGGGCGACGAGGCCGCGAUGGCCUGGAGCACGAGAAGACCCAUUAUCACGUGGUCAAGAAGCUGGAGGAUAUCCUGACUUCGUGUCCAACUCCAGCUGCGAUCGAAGAGUUUCAUAGCCGAGAUCUUGACACGACCUGGUUUGGCAUCCGAAGAGACAACAAUGACCGUUGUCUUCUUGCCGACUAUGAUACCUACUCAGCCUUGAUGGGACAAUCACUCCCAAGUGGGGGAACGAGGAUCCCCCAAUUGGUUUCUUUCAUUGGGCAGACAAAUGCCGGCAAGAGCACGCUAAUCAAGAUGCUUAUCCAUCUCUCCGAAAUGAACGAGGAUGCCGACGAGACAGCCCGGUUUCCUUCCCCCGUUGUCGGCUCCACGAUCCAGACACACAUGCCAACCUCUGCCGACGUCCACCUCUACGCUGACCCGAAGACCUACUAUGACCGGACACCAUUGCUUUACGCCGACUGCGAAGGCUUCGACGGAGGCGGGAAGCCACCUGUUGGAACCAUAGAGAACCGUGUCUCCAUGGUAUCCACCGAAGCGUCAUUGUCACGAUUGACGCCCGGGCGGACCCGGAUACUAAAGUGGGCUGAUACUCGCGAGAGGAGGAACCGAGAAUUUGUGGUUAGGCAGCUAUACCCUCGCAUUCUCUACACUUUCUCGGACGUAGUCGUCUUUGUACUGCGAAAUGCGAAGUAUGAUGGCUCCCGUCUACCACUGACUCCGGGUGCUGACAUUUUGGUGUAUAGGACAUUCGAAUCAACAGUACUCCGACCGCUUCUGGAAUGGGGAGCAGCGUCCUUAGAGAAAUCAAUCAACCAACCUACUCUUCCUCAUGCAAUAAUAGUCCUGAAUAGCACCGACCUCGGCGUCCCAGACGAUGAAUGGGAUAUUCGGUCUGCUACAAGGAAUUUGCUAGAGGCGAACAGGGAAUGUCUGGAUCUAGACAACGGCCACCCUUUCUUCGCCCAACUCGCGAACGAAUGGAGAGCGAAAGGUAAAUGCAUUGGUACCAUCUUGGAACUGAUUCAGUGCUACUACUCCACCUUCAAGGUUGUGCGAAUACCCGUCAAGGGUAGGUUCCAAUUGAUGCACAAUCAAGUCCGAAAAUUACGUGGCGUGAUCGCCGACUCGUGCGACUCGUCUUUCAAGACCAAAAGACCAAACAACAGGCUCGAAUGCUUUCGAGCUCAGACGAGCUCAAUCUGUAUCUGCAGUCAGCGUUCAGUCAUUUUGCCAAUACCUUGGAUAAGCCGUUCAACUUCAUGGAGGUCUCUCUGCAGAACAAUCCGAUUCCAGAUAACUUCGGUGGCCAUAUACUGCAGCUCGCUCUCGCCGUGCAAUCAUAUGGGCGUCGCCGGGAAAGCGCGUGGAUUUUCAAAAAGCUUUCCUACCUCGUCGCUUCUACCGUGAUGCUGGAUUGUGUGCGCCAUCGGAAAGGGCAACCUGAUGUUCUUUUCGCGGAAUACGAAGGUUAUUGUCGUUAUGCUCUCGAGGAAUUCUGCGACCUGUAUGCUCCAUGUGAAUUCCGGGCAAAAGGGGACCGUUGCGUCAAUGUCGCUUCCA